GUGAUAACAGGGCAGGUCAGGGGCGCCGUCAGGAAGCAAGAAGGAAGAUGGCGGAGGCUGUACCUGACACCCGGCGGCUGCUUACCAAGCCUCAGAACCUGAAUGACGCCUACGGGCCACCCAGCAACUUCCUGGAGAUUGAUGUGGGCACCCCGCAGACGAUAGGGGUCGGCAGGCAGCGUUACACCACCUACGAAGUCCGGAUCAAGACUAAUCUUCCAAUAUUCAAGCUGAAGGAAUCAUCUGUCAGAAGAAGAUACAGUGAUUUUGAAUGGCUGAGAAAUGAACUUGAAAGGGAAAGCAAGGUCGUGGUGCCACCGUUACCUGGAAAAGCACUAUUUCGGCAGCUGCCAUUUAGGGGGGAUGAUGGCAUAUUUGAUGAUAGCUUUAUAGAAGAAAGACGACAAGGACUUGAACAGUUCAUUAACAAAGUUGCUGGACAUCCUUUGGCACAGAAUGAACGAUGUCUUCAUAUGUUCCUGCAAGAGGAAGUCAUAGACAAGAACUACACACCUGCAAAAGUGAAACAUGCACAAACAGUGUGAAUGGACUAAAACACUGAUUUUGUCCAAAUAAUUGGUCUGUACCAAUUGAAAUUGGCUUUGGUUAAUCCUCAGUACAUCUUUCUACUUAUUGAUGUUUCUGAAAGCAGAACUCCUGUGCAGAUCACAAACAAGGAAGAUCUACAUUCUGGAUUAGAGCAAGCUACUGUAAUUUGGCUUUGUAUAACACUUUGCUUGAUUCAUUCUGAAGCCUUAAAUUGAGUAAAGGAAAUUGCUGAUGGAUUUUGUUCUUUGUGUUCAGAUGUUACACUUGGCAGAAGUUGCUGUCAGAUGUAUCUGGUAUGAGUAUAGCAUUUCUAUUUUAUCUGAUUCAUCAGUUGAGAAUAUUUUUAUAAUGCAUGUGCUUUGUAAAUUAAUCUAGCUGAACAUUAUACAUCUGGCAAGGUGUCUGCUUUAGAAACUAUAUGGACAGUAAAAGACUGAGCCCAAGCUGGACUGAAAUUCCAGCUUCUGGAAUGUUCCUUCAGGCUGAAUUACAAUAUUAAUUCAUCUAACUUGCCUCUUUCUUCCCCAGUGGGUUUAAAAAUCCAUACCUAUAAUAUUGCUUAUAUACAUAUGGCUGCUGUGAUUACAUGAGUUUUUCAUCAAAUUUGUUCCCUGAAUAAGUCUUUGUACAAAAAUCUUCCUGAUAACAGUCUCGGCUCACUUCAGUUAGCCAACACUAACUUGUCCUGUGAUGUUGGAAUAUUUUUUUGAAAUAAAGUCUGAAAUGUUCACUAA
Molecule: messenger RNA, 1283 nt
Organism: Stegostoma tigrinum
Lineage: Eukaryota; Metazoa; Chordata; Chondrichthyes; Orectolobiformes; Stegostomatidae
Gene: snx3
Product: sorting nexin 3
Exons: 4
Coding region: 48-545 (165 amino acids)
Biological process (GO): endocytic recycling; late endosome to Golgi transport
Cellular component (GO): retromer complex; early endosome membrane
Molecular function (GO): phosphatidylinositol-3-phosphate binding
Source: RefSeq, a predicted model, not a curated record